Molecule: messenger RNA, 2346 nt
Organism: Penicillium pulvis
Lineage: Eukaryota; Fungi; Ascomycota; Eurotiomycetes; Eurotiales; Aspergillaceae
Exons: 1
Coding region: 1-2346 (781 amino acids)
Biological process (GO): meiotic cell cycle; microtubule nucleation; mitotic cell cycle
Cellular component (GO): spindle pole; centrosome; gamma-tubulin complex
Molecular function (GO): gamma-tubulin binding; microtubule minus-end binding
Source: RefSeq, a predicted model, not a curated record
AUGCUACACGAGAUCCUCCUCUCCCUCUCUGGCCAGCCCUCACCCCUCUUCGCUGAUAUCGGGAAAGAGACGAGCUCUCAAGAUGAUUUUGCCCUUCUCUCUCCUCCGGAAAAAGCCCUCCUCGGAUCGAUUGCGCACCUAAGCCACCUUCAUGCUUAUCUCCGCGAGCACACCUCCCAAAUAUCCUCCUCCCAUGUUUCCGUUAUCUGCCGGUCGGUCUCGACGACCAUUGUCACCGUUCAGUUGGGCGAGUUUCAGAAGAAAAUCCUGGAAGUGGAAAGGGCGAUUCUCGCUGAGGACAGCUUAUAUGUCGGUGGUUACGGAAUUGUCCCUUUAUCAACCAUCGUGGGGGAGUUUGCGCCGUGGACUCGGCGUAUGGAGUGGCUAUUAGAAGUGGUCCAAUUCAUUCAGCCCGAAGCUGAAGACACAAGGCACCGCCAUGGCUGUACUGGCGCAGGACUCAUUGACUUCCUGCGAGCCGGACUUCAAACCGGAUACACGGACAUUAAAGAAAUGGGAGUACAGCUGGUGACUGUCGCCGAGACAGCAUGGAUGAAACAGCUUUCCAUGUGGCUACUAUAUGGGAAUCUGCCCAUAUAUGGUAAAAAAGACUUUUUUAUUCAGGAGGCCUUUGACAGCGAGGACGAUGAUGCUCAGUUCAGCAUGCAUGUCGAUUUGCUCCCGAGAUUCGUUGCUGAGCAAACUGCAGGGUCUAUCCUGUUCAUUGGAAAGUCGCUGAACCACGUCCGUUCUAAGCGCAAGACCUCUGCGGGGAUCUCGACUGCACCGGUCACACUAUACAAGGAGCAUAUCGAGCAUCUGGCCGGACUCAAAUCACCCAUAUCAUCCUCGAAGUUGACCACGGCCGUGGAUUGGAUACGUCUUUCACUGUCUCAGUCCACGUUAUCAAGAUUGCUCCCACUUCCCAAGAUCCUGGAAAUGCUUACACUACUACACGACUUCCUGCUACUAGGGCGGGGUGAAUUUGCCGUGGCCCUUGUAGUGCAUGCAGAUAAUCGCAUCGAAGAUACUCGACGACGAGGAGCCGGAGCUCGGGGCCCUGCUUUUGAUGGCCUUAUCAUGAAAGAAGGGGAUGUCAUGACCUCUUUGGCACAUGCCUGGGUUGAGCUCUUCUCUUUACAGAAAGAAGAAGAUCCAGCCGAUGAGGAGCUUGAGCUGGCUCGCGAGCUGCUACGACUAUCUAUUAGCGACCGAAAAAGUAACCGAGCGAUGACCCCAUCACAUGGUUCGAACGCGAUGUCCAAGAUCUCGAGAGUUCCAUUCGAUGAUUUGCUCUUCCCAAUACCGACAUGCUUGACUGCGCAAGUUCGUGCUCCUCUUGAUCUGUUUCUCUCCAGCUCCGACAUCGCUAUCUACUCGAAGAUACACUCCUAUUUACUAGGUAUUCGCAGGGCACAGAUGCGACUUGGUGAUCUAUGGAAGCGAACGUCUUUACGAAGGAAUCACCCUACUCCAUGGGGACCCCCACGCAGUAACAAACCAUUCGGCCAGCAGCGGCUGAAAGCGAGCCGCGAGCGGGACAAUGCUCGCACUAAACAGAUGCGGUCCAUCUGGGCUACUGCUAGCGCCUGUUUGUUUGUUCUUUCGGAGAUUGGCGGUUUCUUCCAAGGAGAAGUUGUCCACGAGUCUUGGCAGCAUCUUCGCGAGUGGAUCCAGGGUCGCCCGUCCUCCAGUGCCUCAAUUUCUGGUUCUCGACCGGGUACGGCUUCGUCUGCAAAGACACGACAAUCACGAGUGGCCUCACCCGACCGACCGUCGAGUCGGCCGACCUCUCAAGCCGGGCCGACCCUUGGGCGAACCGAUCCCGAGGCAUUGGCUACGGCCCACCGCCGCCAUCUGUCCAUGCUUAUUCAGUCUUUAUUCUUAACUGAUGUCCCAUUUACCAGUGCCCUGCGGGCGUUGCUCACCAGUGUUGACCGCUUCGUGGCUCUCGUGGUUCGCCUUGAGACAAUCCAGCGAAAUAUGGAUCUGGAGACCGACGAGGGCGUGGUGGACGCGCUCGUCGACUAUGCUCAAGAGGAAAGUGAAGUGUGGCACAUGUUGCGAGCAACACGCGAUGAUGUGAAGAGCGAAAUUCAGGGGGUCGUUGCGAGCCUCCGUGAUAUCGACGAUCAAAGGUCUGGUGAGGGGCUCGGCUUCGCCACAAACCCAGUCCACGGGUUCACCGGAGGAAGUAAUCGGGCGAAUUCAGGCACAGGCUAUGCGGGACACUAUGUGCCGCGCCAACCAGCCGGUGUGGACCGACUCCUGAUGAAGCUUGACUUCGGCAGCUUACGCAGUGAUGGCGGAGUGGCCAUUGCACCGGGAUUGACGGAUUUGGAGUAG